AUGAAGAAGGAAGAGGGAAGGGAAGAGAAGGAAGAAGAAAGGAAAAGGGAAGAUGAGGAAAGAAGAAGGAGGGGGGAGAGGAAGGGAAGAAAGAAGAAGGGAAUAAGGGAAGAAAGAAGAGGAAAAGGGAAGAAGAGGUUGAUGAGGAAGAAGGGUUUGGUGGGUAUUGGGAGUUGGGGGGGGUUUGGGAGGUUGGGGUGGGUUUGGGAGUUUGGGUGUGGGUUUGGGAAUUUGGGGAGGGGGUAUGGGGGUGUUUGGGGUUUUUUUAUGUGA
This is a messenger RNA of Knipowitschia caucasica, 273 nucleotides long. Lineage: Eukaryota; Metazoa; Chordata; Actinopteri; Gobiiformes; Gobiidae. The record is from the annotation of a GenBank genome assembly.